Molecule: messenger RNA, 3843 nt
Organism: Volvox carteri f. nagariensis
Lineage: Eukaryota; Viridiplantae; Chlorophyta; Chlorophyceae; Chlamydomonadales; Volvocaceae
Gene: cyc55
Product: guanylyl and adenylyl cyclase family member
Exons: 22
Biological process (GO): cyclic nucleotide biosynthetic process; intracellular signal transduction
Source: RefSeq, a predicted model, not a curated record
AUGUUCACGCGAGGCAAGAGGGAACUAGCCCUCGCCUUCACCAGUUUGCUGACCGUCCUUUGGAGCUUGGGUGCACGCGGCCAGCAGCUGGUUAUCAACGAAACCAGCUUUUGGUGUGCCGAUGUCGCGGCCAAGGCUUUCCUUGCCAGUUGCAACGCGGCGAGCGCCGACGACGUUCUUGCACGCGUUGUGGCACGCAAAUAUGCGGCCUGUAUAGAGAACAACGGGACGCAGCUGCCCCGCUCCCUACCGCUCGUCCAAAUCAUGGUGCCUCUGAACCUCUACACCACAUAUCACCAGCUCGCCGACAACUUCACGGCCGCAACGGCGCAGCAGCUCGCGGUGGUACCUGUGGACGUUGACCAGCUACAACAGGAGGCACUUUUCGAGUACAGCAACAACCUCUCCCGUACACACCACGCCUGGAUCAUGUACCUCGAUUCGUACUACCCCCUGGAGCAGCUCUCCGCCAUUUCGGACCUCACCAACCUCACUGCGGCCAGUACGGCAGCACAGGCUGUUUGGAAGGACCUGCCGGCCGGCUUUCAGCACCUUUCUCUGUCCUAUGGCGACGUACCGCCGGGCCCCGAUCAGGCGCCCAAGAUGCUGAGCCUCCCGCUGGACGCUUCCACGCCGCUCAUGUACUACCUACCCCACGUGUUGGCGCGCAACAACUUGUCCGUACCGCGGACCUGGUCUGAGGUGUUGUACGUGGCCAGGAAGAUCAAUGGGACCGAUAUAAACGAUGACGGGCUUCCUGAGUAUGCAGUGUGCUUCAAGCCUGAUCCAGACUGCUCCUACGCAUCGGCAUUGGGCAUGGUGCUGGCGCCGUACCUGCAGUACAAGGGUACGGCACAGGGUGCCUUCCUUCAUCCCAGCGACCUGACUCCUCUCUUCGGGUCCCCGGGGGCGCUCGCCGCCCUGGAGGGGGAGGACUGCCUGGAUAGCGCCUCCGCACGCGCCUUCUUGGAGGGGGAAUGCGCGCUAGCGUUUGGCUGGGGGGAUCUGUUCAAGAGUUCCGAGCUGUUCCUCGACUCCAACUCGGUCAAAAGCCGUUACGCGAUCUCGGUCUUGCCGGGGAGCGAGGUGGUGUACGACAGGGAUGCAAUGGUCCGCAAGGAUUGUACGGCAAAGCUGUGCCCGUACGGCCUGAACGACCAGCCGGAGCAAAUCGUGCACCAGGAGGACAAUUCAAUCGUGUACGUCAACCGCGCGCCGUACCUGCCGUACACCGGUUUGGUAGGAGUCGUGAGCGCGGAUAUCGACCCCGCGCAGCAGCAGACGGCGUUUGACUUUCUGGUGUUCCUCGCGGAGCACAACCGGGAGUUGGCUUUGUCACGGAGUAGUUUUGUGCUGCCGUACCGAACUUCUCUUUUGAACAGCUCCGACACGAGCUUGCUGGAUGCAUUUGUCGCAGCUGGGUUCGACUCCAACGCCACCCUGGCCUACAUGAAUGCCACUCUGGCCACCCUGUACCACAGCAACCUGGUGCCCGGGCCCAUCAUCCCCAGGGCGGAGGCGCUGAGGGCGCUUUUUGGACUGGCCGCUGCAAACUUGUCAUAUGCCCAACCCAACCCGGAGCUGGUUUCGGAGCAGCUCCAGACUGCCGUACAGGAGCAGGUUGUUGACUACGACUCCUCCACUGGCUGGCGGAUGCAGCUGAGGUCCGCCUACUGGAACUUCAUUGACUACCUACCUGAGGUGCCGCGCGGUGAUCCUGACGGCGACGGCGGCCGCGAAAUGGACAUCCCGGCGGUAUCGCUGGCUGUCCCUGUGGCCUCGGCGCUGGUGGUGCUGGUGGCGUCCACACUGUACGAGUUCAAGAAGCACCGCCAGCACCGCAGUCUGUUUGGCAAGGUGGUCGCACCUGGCCCCUUCGAGGACACCACCCUGCUGGUUACUGACAUCCAGGAUAGCACGGCCCUGUGGGAGAUGCUGCCGUCCAAUGUGAUGGACCGGGCGAUAAAAGAACAUCACACGUGUCUACGGAAGCUGCUUCUGAAGCACAGCGGGUAUGAGAGCGCCACAGGUAUCGACACGGACAAGCGGGCCAGCCUCAUAGCGGAUGGCGCGGAUGCUGCGGGCUCCCUCAUGGCGCUGCCCAGGACUAACUCAGGACUGUCCAACAAGUCCACCAGCGAAGAUACCAGCAGCCCGCAGGCCUCCAAUGCGCUGAGCGCUCCGGGCUCCGAGUCGAACACGUUCAUCACCGCCUGCCAGGCCAGCUGGAAGGAGGCCAACGCCACCACCCCCAACAACGUGCUCAUUUUUAGGGGCCUGAGGGUGCGCAUGGGGAUGCAUACCGGGAUCACCAACGAGGCUGACGUGGCGUACAACAAGGCGGCGGCACGCAUGCAGUACAGCGGCGAGAUCUUGCAGUACGCCAAGGCGGUCAGCGACGCGGCAGCUGGCGGCAUGAUCCUCUUGAGCGAGGCGACGUACCGUCGCCUGCCCAUGGAGCGGUUGUGGGACAAGGCUAUGGUGAUGCAUGUAGGGGAAUACAAGCUAAAGGACGACCUGCCCGUGCUGUCGCUUUACCAGGUCACGGGUCGCCGGCUGAUGGGCCGGCUGGGCUACCUGAGCGGCAUGAGGUUCAAGGAGCAGCUGUCCAAGGGGGUGUACUCGGCACCGCUGGGGGCGGUCGCCAUGGCUUAUGUUGGCAUCGUGGGGACCUCCGAGCUCCUGGCCUGGAAUGAGUCUGUUACCCGGGAGGCGAUGGCCCAGCUGCACAGCUGUGUUUCGGAGCUAAGUCACAAGUGGGGGGGCUACCUGGUGCAGGCCACUGGUGAACAGGUGCACGUGGUGUUUGCGGGAGCGGCGGAUGCGCUGUCGUGGGCUCUGGCUGUGCACCAGGCGCUGAUGGAGCUGCCCUGGCCCGAGCCCCUCCUGGAGCACUUACUGGGGGAGGAGCUGAUCGUUGGGGACGUGGUGGUGUUCAGAGGUCUACGUGUCAAGACGGGAGUGGAUGUCGGUCACGCGGUGGGCGAGGUGGACGCCCUCACCGGCAGGAUUUGCUACCGCGGGAAGGUGGUCGCCCGCGCCGCGCGUAUCAUGCAGAACGCCUCGCCCAACCAGGUGCUGGCCAGCGGGGAGGCGUGGGCGGCAGCCAUGGCGUCAUCGCCAGGUCUGCUGCAGGUGCGCGGCAUAGUCGGCGGACGAAUAGGGCCCUUCAAGCUGCGCGGCGUAGCGGACCGAAUCGACAUUAUUCAAGUACGGCUGCAGCGUGCUGACGUGGCGGGCGCGGACGGCUGGGCGCAGGACCUGCAGCAGGGCGGCGGUGCGGGUGGUGGUGGCGGAGCCGCCGCCAUGGCGCCGGCGGAGGCAGCUGAGGUACAAGACGACAGCGCCGCCGCCGGAGGCGGUGGCGUUGGUAACGCAGCGGCCGCGGCGCCGUUACGGUCCGGAACCGCAUCCAAUCUGCGUGUGCACGACGGCGCCGUCGCCGCCGCCGGGACAGAGGAUGCGUCAGUAUCAGGGAAGCGAGCGUUUGGCUUUCUGAGCCGCGGCUCGCGGGGCGAUGCGGCGCAGGCGCUGACGGCGACUGCGUCGGCGCACAGCGCGAGGCAGCUGGAGCUCCCGCCAGGCGGUGCAGGCGACGGCGGAGCCGCCCCUGCGGCCGCCCCGGGGCUGCCGUUACCGGCGUCCGGCGGCAGCCCGCGGCUUUUUGGCUCAUUAAAAUUGUUCGGAUCGACGCGUGCACAGAGCUUUACCGGGGGGCUGCUGCAUAGGAUGGCAAACAGUAGCAAGAGCCGUGGCGGCGGCGGCGGGGGAACCAGCAGGGGUAGUCGUGCAUCGGGCUUCGUGGACACGUCCGCUGUCAGCAUCAGCGCCGCCGCCGCCACC